Caenorhabditis remanei is the source of this 1236-nucleotide messenger RNA. RefSeq lists its product as uncharacterized. NCBI's taxonomy places the organism in Eukaryota, Metazoa, Nematoda, Chromadorea, Rhabditida, Rhabditidae. Bases 1 to 1236 code for a protein of 411 amino acids. The transcript has 5 exons. The record is from RefSeq and is a predicted model, not a curated record. Gene Ontology annotation, molecular function: chloride channel activity.
AUGUUGGAAAGUGAGCGUGAGAAAUACGUGGAACUCAACCUGAAAUACAACAAAUACUUCCUGCCCAUUCAAUGGUGCUACUCGUUGCUUUACGAGGCUCGUGCUCAAGGGAAAAUCGGUGCGGACGUGAUGUUGAACGAGUUGAUCAAAAGUGUGGGCGAUUUUCGUCGAGGUCUAGGACAGUUGUGUAAUUUCGAUUGGGUUCCGAUUCCGUUGGUGUAUCCACAGGUAGUCUUCCUGGCAGUCCGUAUCUAUUUCUUCCUCUGUCUCAUCGCCCGUCAAUCCGUGCUAAUCGACGGUGAGCCACCGAAAGACGCGUCGCCCGUCUACCCAUUCGUCCCCUUUCUCAUGACAUCUCUCCAAUUCAUUUUCUACGUCGGAUGGAUGAAAGUCGCCGAAAGUUUGAUGAAUCCGUUGGGAGAGGAUGAUGACGAUUUCGAGUGCAACUUCUUGUUGGAUAGAAAUUUGGCAACUGGCCUUGCCAUCGUCGACGACUGCUACAAUGACUCUCCACCCCUUCAAAAGGAUAUCUUCUGGAGUGCCGAGACAGUGGAACCCCUCUACUCAGCCGACACUGCAAACAUGCAUCUGAAUCCUCAAAUCGGAUCCGCUGCAGCUUAUGAAACCCGCGAAAACGAGAUCAUAAUGAAGCCUCACGCGGAUGCGGUCGACGAUUUCGAGGAUGGUGGAGAUGACGUGGAGGAGUGUAAUCCACGACGACUGCCACGUGGAAUCUCUGUGGUGUCUGUGAACAGAAAUUGUGAGAGUCGUACGAGUCUCGUCAGUCGACGGAAUAAUCAGGGACCGACGAUAAUGGAGAGAUUGAGGAGUCAGUUUGGAGGAUCGAAAGUGAAUCGACCGGGAAAACUGUUCGGAAGCUCACAGUUUUCGAUUAAUACGGCGAUGGGUGAUAACGACAUUGGCAGUUGCGCAAGUAUUCUCGGCGAACUCGUCGACGAUGCGAACAAAGCCGCCCAAGCGGGUCUCCUGACUCCAGAAGAGAUGGCCUCCUCUCCACGUCGAACACCAAUCGACGUGCUGACAUCGGUUCCAGAAGAAGAUGAAGACGCACAGAAGACACGGACAUCGGUGGAUUUAAGGAAAUGGAAGGAGAUGGUGGAUAACGAGAGACGAAAGGAAGAAGAGGAGAAGAGACGGAAAUUGUCGAGGAAGGAAGAGGAGAAGGAGGAGGAUUUGACGGAUGGGAAGGAUGGAGAUGAUAAGGAAUUGAAAUAA